Messenger RNA from Physcomitrium patens, 2295 nucleotides. RefSeq lists its product as uncharacterized. NCBI's taxonomy places the organism in Eukaryota, Viridiplantae, Streptophyta, Bryopsida, Funariales, Funariaceae. Gene Ontology annotation, biological process: snRNA transcription by RNA polymerase II; snRNA transcription by RNA polymerase III. Gene Ontology annotation, molecular function: sequence-specific DNA binding. Gene Ontology annotation, cellular component: snRNA-activating protein complex. The record is from RefSeq and is a predicted model, not a curated record.
CUGUCUCAUGGAGCUCCCGAGAAAUUAGGGUUUCGACGUUUUCUCUGGUCCUGGCGAAAUCCUAAUCUGCGAGGCUGUGUCCCUUCGAAUCGGCUUAGCUGCGAAAUCGUGCAACCAUUGUAGACUGGUCUAUUCGAAGGUGUUCGGGUUAUGGAGCCGGCGAUGUGACAGCGCAAUCACGAUGAGUUGCCUUUUUUUCUUUUUUUUCUUUUUUUUUAUUUUAGGCAGUCGGGAUUCUGAGUUUAGGGUUUUGCAGGUCCUUCAACUCCCUCGCUGUGAUUUCUCGGUCUGGUUGAUCGUUUCGCUCUGCUCUGAGCGCGUGGAGCAGCAUGGACCUGUCGGCAGCGGGUCGGGAUAUACACGAACUUGUGGAAGCAUUUGCGCAAGCGGAAGAAAUGUCUUUGCGGCAAUUGAAGGAGCUUUGGAAGAUUCGCGGCUUCUCCUUCAUACACGAAGCGUGUCCGAAGGAUACUACGCAGGCGUUUUUCAUGCAGUCGUUGUACUCGUCUGCGCUUGGGCACGUAAAGUGUGUGGAAAGGACUUUGUCGUGGAAGCUCGGUGGAUUGUUUGUGCUUUAUUGCUUGUACGAGACUCAGUAUGUGGAGCCGUUUUACCUGAUUUAUUUGUCUUUGGAAGACCUGGAGAGGUUGCAUGGGUUGGUCAAGGAGUUGCGGCGCAUUGAGCACGCAGAGGCUCUGAAGGUCUUGCGCACGAUGUUGCGUAAAGAAGCCUUCCUGUUCGGGUGCGUGUCUGUUGAUCAGAAAAGUAUCGCUGACGCUUGUGAGAAGCUGGCUAAUCAGGCUGCUGCUCGCCUGAAGCACGCCCGUUUCAAGUUGUUGGCGAAUGUUCCUUUGCAAGAACAUAUUUACCGUAGCUUGACUGAGGAUUUGUCGUUGGACUCGGUAAUGUCCCUCGUGCGGGACUACGCUGAAGCCAAGCAGCAGGUCUUCACAGGGCUUGGGGUGUUGGGAGAUGAUAGGACGGGUGCUGUUCCUAACUUCGCUGAGGAACUAAGGGAAACAGCGGACGAUUGGGAAAUUCAAAAGAAGGAUCUGCUUUCUAUUAACGGACUGGAGAUUCCUCCUCUUAGAAUGCAACCUUCACAACCCAAGCGCAAGCGCCAAAAUGCCUCCGAGAUUGUGCAGAAGGAAGAAGUCGGUGCUCCUACCGAAGAAGACCUUCUCGCAGAUGAGAUUCUUGGACUUAUUGAUAUGGAGUGAUACAGACGUGUAGAGUCUUCAUUUUUGAAGAAAUGAUCCUCCCUGCUCAGGCUCGAUAAGAAGAUCAACGAUCCAGAAAGCUAUAUAGAAGAACGUUGUCCUGUCGACUCAUACUUUUCAUCGUCAAGGGGUCCUCAGUGCCAUCUUAGCUCAGUUGGCAGAGCCCAAUAUAUUUAUUCACAGGUAGAUGGAAAUACGAACUGCCGUGUCGAUGGGCUUAAGAACUUGAAUUUCUAGGCUUUCGAAGAGGUUCGAGUAUAUAUGCUCAACACUCAAGUAUAGGUGCUCCCUCCAAAUAUACAUUUCGCUUCGCUCUUUGCGCAAGGUUGCAGUAUACAAGAGGCGGAGCACUCUCAUCAACACUUCGUUUUUGACUCUGAAUUAAUUACAUGAAGUCUGGUGGAUUUGCGCUUGAGCGAAACUUUAUGUCUCUGUUUACUCGCGGAGAAGAUUGUGUUCAGUAUUCCUUACUGGUAUCACUUGUUGGUGAUUAUAAUCGUCAUCUCAGAGAGUUUCGUAUUAAGGCAACUAGUAGAGAGAAUCGUUUGGCAUAGAACUACUUAAGGCAGAGAGGGAAUCAACUUCAUUUCAUGUUCGACGUUUUUCUGCAAUUGCACAGUGCCAUGCAGCUGAAAGAGAUAGUGAUGGGUGACCACAGGCCUUAGCAAGUCUAGAUGAGCUAUUGAUCUAAUCAGGCUUUUGUGGAGAUUUGCGUUGCGAAAGCUGUGGAACAAGGCUCGUGCAUUUUGUAUUUUGUUUUUGUUUUUUUGUGUUUUUUUUUGUUUUGGUCUUCUGAAGAGUCUUCGAAGUACCUUCUCAACCUUUUUCGUAUUAAGGCAACUAGUAGAGGCUUGUUAACAGAGUGAAAGUUGAAAUUUUAAUCAUUUUGGUUAAAUUUUUACUAUUACAUGUUCAAAAAGUCGUGGAUCUACUUUUUCUUCAAAAAAAAAAGCAGAAGCAUAGUCCGACAUACUUCAAAACUGAUCUAAAUUAGUGAGAAUUGGUAUUUCUCCUUCACUUUGUACUGGAUGUAGGACUUUUGAAUAAAUAAUCUUACGCUUGAAGACUUUUUUCA